CCGCCGCCGCCGAGGUUACACAAGCGCGCCGAGGGAGCAGGAAGGCGCCGAGGCAGCCCCACAAGUGCCCGGCGGAGCCGGAGCGUUUCUCGACCGAGGCGAGCCAAGGGCAUUUCCCAAGGCCCUGAUGGAUUUCUGGUAGCCGGCUGGUGACGAUCCGGGAAGGAGAGCAUGGUUAAACACCAACCGCUACAGUACUACGAGCCACAGUUGUGUUUGUCAUGUCUGACGGGGAUUUACGGUUGCCGUUGGAAACGAUACCAGCGGUCACAUGAUGACACCACGAAGUGGGAGCGCCUCUGGUUCUUAAUCCUCACCUUCUCUUUCUUCCUGACCCUGAUCUGGUUUUACUUCUGGUGGGAAGCACACAAUGACUACAAUGAGAUCAACUGGUUUUUAUAUAAUAGAAUGGGAUAUUGGAGCGAUUGGUCCGUUCCAAUCCUUGUUUCAACGGCAGCUGGUUUCACGUACAUCACUGCGUUAUUGAUUUUAGCACUAUGUCACAUAGCAGUAGGACAGCAAAUGAACCUACACUGGAUCCACAAGAUUGGGUUGAUAACCACCUUGAUAACGACCGUUGUCACCAUGUGCUCUAUAGCCCAGCUAUGGGAUGAUGAGUGGAGCAUGGUCGCCAUAUCCUUGCAGGCAACAGCACCUUUUCUGCACAUAGGAGCCCUUGCAGCUGUCACCGCCUUGUCUUGGUUGGUGUCUGGGCUGUUUGCAAGAGCCGAAAGAGCCACCUCCCAGUUGCUGACGUUUGGAGCCUACUUUGCGGUGGUCCUGGCCCUGUACCUCAUCCCCCUCACGGUCUAUUCCCCUUGCAUCAUGGAGAAGAAGGACCUCGGGCCCAAGCCUGCCAUUAUUGGACACCGGGGAGCGCCAAUGAUGGCACCUGAAAACACUCUGAUGUCCUUCCAGAAAGCGGUGGAGCAGAAACUCUACGGAGUGCAGGCAGAUGUGGUCAUAAGCUAUGACGGGGUGCCUUUCCUCAUGCAUGACAAGACGCUACGGAGGACGACGGACGUGGAGGCUGUCUUCCCAGAGAGGGCCUACACACAUUCUUCCAUGUUCAACUGGACAGACCUGGAGAUGCUGAACGCCGGUGAAUGGUUCCUCAAGAACGAUCCCUUCUGGACCGCCCAGUCGCUCUCCAGUUCCGACUUUGUCAGAGCCGCCAACCAGUCCGUCUGCAAGCUGGCCGAGAUGCUGGAGGUGGUCAAGGGCAAUGCCACCGUCCUCUUAAACUUCCAGAGCUUGCCCCGGGAUCACCCUUACUACAGCGCUUUCAUCAACAUCACCCUGGAAACGGUCCUCGACUCGGGCAUCCCUCAGCAGGCUGUGAUGUGGUUGCCCGACUCUGACCGCCAACUGGUCCAAGAGGUUGCCCCGGGUUUCCAGCAGACCUCUGGCGUCAAGGCUGAGGCUCAGCCUUUGAGGGACAGAGGCUUCCAAAAGCUGAACCUGCGCUACACCAAAGUCACCAGGGACGAUAUCAGGGAAUACGCCGUGGCGAACUUGAGCGUCAAUCUGUUUGUCGUGAACGAGCCUUGGCUUUACUCUGUCCUGUGGUGCUCCGGGGUCCAGUCCGUCACCUCCGACAACUCUCGCGUUCUCAGCAGACUGCGUUCCCCAGUCUGGAUGAUGUCUCCGGACGAAUACUAUCUAAUCUGGAUAACCGCCGACCUCGUUUCGUUCGUCGUAAUCGUAGGAGUUUUUAUAUUCCAGAACUAUCACAUAAUCAGGUGGCGAAUGGGCAGUAUCCGCAGCUACAACCCUGAACAGAUCAUGCUCAGCGCCGCCGUCCGAAGGUCCAGCCGGGAUGUCAACAUCAUGAAGGAGAAACUUAUCUUCUCAGAGAUCAACAGCGGCAUCGAGACGACGGACGAGCUUUCGCUGUGCUCGGAGAACGGCUACGCCAACGAAGUCGUCACCCCCCUGGACCACCAAGAAGUGAAGCUUCGUAUCAACUGAGGGGGCAGCGGAGGAGUGCUUGGGGGGCUCCGGAACCUUCCGCCGAUUCUUUGGUCCUUGCGUGGACUGCCUGGGACUCUUAAUGCAACGGACUUCGUUAGGGUGGCCUGGCGCCUCUCUGGAAACUGAAGCUGGACUGGGUUUCUUUGAUUUUUUUUGUCGUUGUUGUAAAUAUUCCCCCUUUUUGUGACCCCUUUUCUUGCCUAUCAUGGGAUUGGGGGCGGGUGGGGCAGGAUUCGGCAUGUUUGCGAGGAGCGAUCUGGCGAUGGGACCCACUAGAAGAUAGCCUUCAAAGGUGUUGCCGGACUACAAGUCCCAUCAUCCAGGACCAUGCAUGGCUACAGCUGAUGGGAGUUGUAGUCCAACGUCGUGCUGGGUCAUGUGACGGAAGGAACCCCACUGUCUCUCCUCUCCUCCGUGCAGCGAUUGUUAGCUGAACUUAUUUAAAGAUGUAUGUUGUGA
Podarcis raffonei (Aeolian wall lizard) is the source of this 2433-nucleotide messenger RNA. RefSeq names its product glycerophosphodiester phosphodiesterase domain containing 5 (gene GDPD5). Gene Ontology annotation, cellular component: plasma membrane. The record is from RefSeq and is a predicted model, not a curated record. The transcript has 17 exons. Bases 172 to 1971 code for a protein of 599 amino acids. Lineage: Eukaryota; Metazoa; Chordata; Lepidosauria; Squamata; Lacertidae. Gene Ontology annotation, molecular function: glycerophosphodiester phosphodiesterase activity. Gene Ontology annotation, biological process: lipid metabolic process; positive regulation of neuron differentiation.